GGCAUACCUUUUCAUUUCCAAAUGUCAGUAAAGCAGAUUUUGGAAAUUCUCGGAGUGAAAUAAAUUUACGCUUUAAUCAAAAGCAAGUGCAUCAUACCUAAUACCAUUUACAAACCACACCGAAUCCACGCAGACUCCAUUGCACAUUCGAUAAGCUCCAAGGACAUUAUGAAGUUAAUUCACUUUCUGGACAACUCGAACAUUGCCAGCUCCAUGGACACGGCCAGCGAGGCUGGCCACGUCCUCGCAGAGCCCUGUGCCGAGCCGGGUAUCAGCAUGCAGAAGCUCUAUCAACUGCAGGAGUGUCUGCAGUCGGAUCUGCUGGCCUGCGAUGUGCGCUUCUCGCUCUUCGUGGCAGCGGCCAACAGCUACCGUUACGAGACGCUGCUGCGUCCCUUUCCCAGAGAGUUCCUCGACAGCGAGCAGCGGCCGAACAUCGGCGCCAUCUUCCAGGUCAUUGCCGACAUCGAUCGCCUGGAGGUCAUACUGGAGCAGCUGGACAGGGGCAACUACGGCUGCUACCACGUGAACGUGCUGAGUCUGCUGCACACGGUUCUGGUGCGGCAUGGCGAGCGCGUCGCCCUGAGCACCCUGCGGCCAAGUGAGUUCACAGAUCUGUACGCGCACCUGCAGAUUGGGGCGCCACAAGUGGCGCCCACGCAGAUCAUUGAGGUUACGCCGAGUCUGAGGUGUUCGCACACCAAGGCCUACACCGCACUGCGCGAGAGGUAUCCCGUGCGCAUCGGGUUCUACGGCGGCAGGGCGGAGCAUUUGUACGCUAUGCUGACCGUGGGCUGCCUGCCCACUCACACCGCCCUGGAGCUGAGCCGCGACGUGGACGAGGCGCUGCAGCACAGCCCCGCGGCGCCCGGCUGGGGCGGCUCCCGCUGCGGCGCGCUGCUCCGGUGCGUCGCUAUCGUGGAGUAUGUGGUGCAGCCGGAGAUGGUAAGCGCGCAACGCAAUGGAACGGGACACGUGAGAAUUACCGAUGACAGCUGCAUACAGAUCUCCUAUCUGCUGUUAUUCGGCCAGAGCUGCGAGAGCGAUGAGAGCGACGAGAGCGACGAGAGCGACGAGGGCGAAGAGAGCGACGAGAGGAGGCAGUGCAACAGGCUGGUGCGGCAGCCCAAGUUCAAGAUCAACCUGACCGAGGUGCUCAGGUGGAUGGAGAGCAACAAAUAUGUGCUCUCGCUUGGCAUGUACCUCAUGCUGAUGUCCCUGACGACGCCCAGUGGGCGUGGCAUUCUGCACAGAUUCGCUUGCACUGGCAUGUGUAUGCUGAGGAGGGGAUUUUUGAAAAUUUAACUAUUGCUCUCCGGGCACUCAGCUAAUUGGCUAACUUGGCUAAUAUAAACACGUUAUUGGGGCCAGCGCGCCGGCGGCAAUAAAGUGCUUAUAUGCGUCAAUAAAGUCAAGAAAGCUCAACCAAAUUCAAUCAUUCGUUCAGCCACAAAGGCACCCAACUAAAACAGAAGGAGACAGCAACACAUACACUGAGCGAGAAAGCGAGAGGGGGCGAGGACUGGUCGGAGCUGGCGUGUGUAAGCAAAUGUUGGCAUGAGUCACACGCAACUGGCCAUAAAUAACAACAAUUUAGCAUUACAAGUGACGCAGUAAAAAUUUAUACGCUCUCGCACAUUUUCAAUUUUCUGCAAUUUUUCUAACAAUUGUGUGAAAUUCCUUGCGGCCAUUGGGCAAGCAGCAGCAGCAGCAGCUGGGCCACUCGCUGCAUAUAAAAAGGACAUGAACAGAUUUUCCAUAUGUGCGUGUGUGUGUGUGUGUGUGUGGGCACACAUAAACUGAGUGCAGGCAGAGUCCCUAUACAACAGCACAUACUCUGGAAACUUGGCAUUAUGUGUUGCCGGACACAUUUCGGGGCACACAAUUUAGCAGCUUGGCUGGCAACAUUUCUUUCUAUACCCAGCGAAGCCCUUUCAAGGGGGCAGUUAGGCCAUAAUAAGCUGCACGUAACAGGCCCAAUGAAUAUAUUCUUGAUGUGAGAGUGACGAGCUGAGUCAAUAUCCAGCUAUAUCUAUAUGUCCGUUCGCAUGUAAACAGCGAACACAUGUAAAACAAAUUUUAGAGAAACGAAAUUUUAAAUAAAUAUAAUCGUCUAUA
Messenger RNA from Drosophila arizonae, 2118 nucleotides. RefSeq names its product Poly(ADP-ribose) polymerase 16 (gene Parp16). The record is from RefSeq and is a predicted model, not a curated record. NCBI's taxonomy places the organism in Eukaryota, Metazoa, Arthropoda, Insecta, Diptera, Drosophilidae.